Messenger RNA from Felis catus (domestic cat), 5269 nucleotides. RefSeq names its product olfactory receptor 7C1-like. Gene Ontology annotation, biological process: G protein-coupled receptor signaling pathway. Gene Ontology annotation, molecular function: olfactory receptor activity. The record is from RefSeq and is a predicted model, not a curated record. NCBI's taxonomy places the organism in Eukaryota, Metazoa, Chordata, Mammalia, Carnivora, Felidae. Gene Ontology annotation, cellular component: membrane.
UGAACAACAAGAUCAUUACCUGGGCCGAAGUCAGAUGCUUAACCGACUGAGCCACCCAGGUGCAUCUCAAAGAUUUUCUUUCAAUUCUGUGAUCACUGCCUUUACAACGUUCUUGUCUCUGUUACAGUCAUUUUCAUCAGUUACAUGGAAGGUAGAAAUGAAAUGCAUGUUACAUAAUUUAUCCUCCUCGGACUCUCAGAUGAGGGGGGCUGCAGUCACUUCUCUUUUGGCCAUUCCUGUCCAUGUACCUGGUCACCUUCACUGGGAACCUGCUCAUGAUCCUGGCCAUUAUCACGGACUCCCGCCUCCACACGCCCAUGUACUUUUUCCUCUCCAACCUGUCCUUUUCAGACAUCUGUUUCACCUCCACCACCGUCCCAAAGAUGCUGCUGAACAUCCAGACGCAGAGCAAAGUGAUCACCUACGAAGGCUGCCUCAGUCAGAUGUACUUUUUCAUGCUUUUUGGAGUAUUAGACCACUUCCUCUUGACAGUGAUGGCCUAUGACCGGUUUGUGGCCAUCUGUCACCCACUGCACCACAUGGUCAUCACGAACCCCAAGUUCUGUGGCAUCCUGCUCCUAGGAUCCUGGAUACUGAGUGUUCUUGACUCUCUAUUACAUGACUUACUGAUUUUGCGACUCUCCUUUUGCACAGAGCUGGAAAUCCUUCACUUUUUCUGUGAACUUAAGCAGGUGAUCCAACUUGCUUGCUCUGAUACGUUCCUCAGUGACCCGAUGAUCUAUCUCGCAGAUGGACCUCUGUGUGUUGUUCCACUCACUGGUAUCCUGCUCUCUUUCUCCAAGAUUGUAACCUCCAUUUUGACAAUUUCAUCAGCCAGCGGCAAUAUACAGCAUUUUUCCAUGUGUGGGUCUCAUCUCUCAGUGGUCUCCUUGUUCUGUAAUAUAGGACUUGGGUAUCUUGGUAUUGAUGCUUCACAAAACUCCAGCACAUCUGCCAUAGCCUCUGGCAUGUACACAAUCAUGACACCCAUGCCUAACCCCUUCAUCUGUGGUCUGAGGAGCAGAGACAUCAAGCAAGGCCUGAGAAAGCUCUUUAGCCAAGAGACAUUCUGUGCAUACAGAAUUCUUUGUUUCAAGAUAAAGACUUGAGUAAGAAGGCUCAAAACCUUAGAAGACUUAGAUCAUGAUAUUUGCAUUAGUUCAUAGACUGACAAUCUGCAGUCUAACAUUCUACAGUGUUCAGGCUCUUUAAUUUUUCAUUCGUAAUCAACAACUAUUCCUUCUGCAUUUCUUUAUAAAAUUGUAGACCUCUCAUUAAAUUCCAUUGCAUGGAUUUUCAGUGAUAAAUCAAUAAUUUAGGAAAUUGAGUACUUAAAAUGUGAUAAGAAGAGACAAAGGAAUAAAUGUAGAAUCCUUCUUCUCUGAGAUGAAAGCAGCUUCAUUAGAGUAUUCUGCUUUGGGAGAAAAGCAUCGAACAUAUCAGAGUGUACAUAAGAGUUUCCAUGGUUUCUGUCAUUUCAUCUUGGAAAGAGAUCACAUCUGCAACAGUAGAGGCACAGGAAACCCUGUGAUGACGUUUACAAUACUCCACAUUCACUAUGCAAUAUCUAAUUUUACCUUGCACCAUCCAAAACAUCAAUUAAGUGUGUAGGUAAUAGAAAUGAUGACUCCUGAUUUUCAGGCAUUGAUGGUGUCAUUCUUGGUGAUUAUCCCAGGGAUGCAUUAUGAGUUUUCUUUUAAUAUUUUGGUAGGCAGGAGCACUGCCUUUCACAGAUGAUAGAAGCAGUAUGGAUAUUUUACGUAUUUUCAGUCAAAUUUUUGUAUGUAGCAUCUCAGAAAUCAGGCAGUAAUAGCAGGAUAUAAUUACGGACCUAACCUGUGCUUUAUGAGACAGAGUAAAGCAAAUGUCUCAUCAUCACCUGACCCUAGAAGCCACCACUUUGGUUUGUAAAAGUCCACAGCUCUCUCUGCACACUAGUAUUCAGAUAAAUGUUUAAGGAGCUCUCACUCAAACGUAAAGACUAAAAGAAAGAGGUAAAGCAGAGAGAAGAAAAUAAAAUCAAAUAAAAAAGAGAUCUUCAUUGCAGCUUUACCAAGUUCCCCUGUGUAAUUACUCUCAUCUUGCCCAGUUUCAAGCUACCAAUUUUAGUUCAGACCACAGUCCUCACAAACCAUUAUAAGCUAGCCAGUGCCAUCAUCUCAGAGCCUUUGGGUUGGGUUUGGAGGAAAAGUAAAUAUUUCUUGUCAUUUUCAUUCCUCUCAGUGGUAACUGGUUCCAUCCAUUGAGGAUCUGAGACAGUGAAGUGCCUUAGGUCUGAAAGUCAAGAAGAGAUUAUGACGUUACAUUGCAGUGAUUCAGGUCAGGCUUUUUUUUUUCCCCAGAAGAAUGAGAGGGUUUUAAUUGUUUAAGUUUCUUUUGGUUACUCAAAUUGGAUGAGCCCUUUGUAAGAUUCUCAUCAUUUUUUUUCAUGGAGACACCGUGAUGAAUUUUCCCUUUCGAGAAAUCUCUGUGGCUCAACCAAUUUGGAUGAGAAUGAUUAACUUUUACAUGCUCUAUGAAUACCAUACCUUGGAUGGUUUUGACUGCUGAGGCCUCUGGAAGUUCAAGAUGGGCUGGAGUCAGGACAAGGCAUUUCAAUUUCAGCAUGUCCAUGGUAAGUCUGUCAUAUGGGGGAGAACUCUGUAGAACUUGUGAAGGACGACAUUGUCACCUUCCCCAAGGUAGUUUCGAUAUCCUUAUGAAUUUUAUGUUCUCUGAAUCCUUAUAUUGAGUACACUUAGUGGUUGAGGUAUUGAAUCACAGAAGAUAAAGCCAUCACAACACCCUUGUCUCCUUGUACUUUGGAUUCUUUCCUCUACAUCUUUUUAACCUAUUUAUGGCACUGAAAUUCUUUCAGAAUAUGUCACUGUUUUAGAUUCUUUGUGUCAUGGUAAAAUACAUAUAAAAUUUAUUAUUUUAAACAUUUUAAAUAUACUUAUGUGGCACUAAGUACUUUCUCACUGUUGUACAACCACCACCUCCGUCCAUCUCCAGCAUUUCUUAUGGUCUCAAACUGUACCUUUGCCUCCUUGAAAUACUAUCUCCCCAUUGUCCCUUAGCCCAUCCCCUGUAUCCCAUCAUCCUACCUUCUCUCACUAAAUCUGAGUACUCUAGGUAUUUCAUAUAGAUGGCAUUGUAUAAUACUGUGUGUGUGUGUGUGUGUGUGUGUGUGUGUGUGUGUGUGUGUUUCUGGCUUCUUAUACUUAACAUAAUCUUUGUAAGGUUCACCCAAGUUGUAGCCUGUUUCAGAAUUCCAUUCGUUUUAAAAGCUGAAUGAUGUCCCAGUGUAUGUGGUCACCACAUUUUGUUCAUCUGUGAGUUUGUUGAUGGACAUUCUGGUGUCUCCACAUUUUGGUUACUGUAAAUAAAGCCAUUAUGAAUUGGUGUACAAAUAUCUAUUUUGGUCAUUGCUUUCGAUUCUUUUGGGGCAUACAAGUGGGUAUACAAGCAGAAGUGAAACUACUGGAUGAAGUGAUAAUUCUAUGUUUACGUUUUUGAGGAACUGGUAUUGGAGAAAUGUCUAUUUGAGCCUACUGCCUGUUCUUUAUUCCCCCCACCAUUAAUUUGUUUUAUAAUUAGAAAAAAAUCUAAUUCCAGUAUGGUUAACAUACGUGUAAUAUUGGUCUCAGUUAUACAAUGUAGUGAUUCAACACUGGCACACAACACCUCGUGCUCAUCACGACAAGGACACUCCUUAAUCCCCAUCACCUAUUUCACCCAUCCCCCACCCAUCUUGCCAUUGUAACCAUCAGUUUGUUCUCUAUCAUUUAGAGUCUGUAUUUUGGUUUGCCUCUCAUUUUUUCCCUUUGCUCAUUUGUGUUGUUUCUUAAAUUCCCCCCACGAGUGAAACCAUGUUGUAUUUGUCUUUGUCUGAUUGACUUAUUUUGCUUAGAAUAAAACUCUCUAGCUCCAUGCAUGUCAUUGCAAAUGGGAACAUUUCAUUCUUUUUUAUUGGCUAAAUAAUAUUCCAUUGUUUGUGUAUGUGCACAACGUCUUCUUUAAUCAGUUAUCUAUUGGUAGACACGUGGGCUGCCUCCAUAAUUUGGGUAUUCUAAAUGAUGCUGCUAAUACAUAGGGGUGCGUGUAUCUCUUUGAAUUAGUGUUUUUGUAUUUUGGGGAUAAUGACCCAGUAGUGCAAUUACUGGAUUGUAGGGAAGCUCCAUUUAUACUUUUGAGGGGAUACGAUACUCUUUCCACAGUGGUGACUGCAGUUUCAAUUCCCAUUAAUGCCUGAGGGUUCCUGUUUUUUCCAGAUCGUUACCAACAGUUAUUGUUAAUUUCAUUUUAAAAAUAUUGUUUGUUUUAAGCUUUAAUUAUGGAAGCAUUGAAUCACUCUAUUGUAUACCUGAACCUAAUAUUACACUGCUGAUAAGUAAAUGGAAUUUAAAUAAAAGCACAGAUGUUUGGAGUUUUGAGAUGUUUGGAGUUUUGCUGUGGAAUUUUUGAAAAUCUUUUUAUAUUGUGGAUAUUAAUCUAUUCCCAGGUAUCUGAUUUGCCAAUCUAUUCUCUGUUUUGUGAGCUUUCUUUUUUGACAUGGGAAACAGUGCCCUUUGAUGCUCAAAUCUUGUCCAUUUUGCUGAUGUAAUUUUUUCCCCAGUUGCCUGUGUUUUUGGUGUUCUCUCCAGGAAAUCUUUGUUAAAUCCAGUGUCAUAAAGAUGAUGUACCUCUCUAUUCUCCUAAGUGCUUAAGUUUUAUUUUUUAGCUUUAGUCUGUGAUCCAUUUGGAGUCAUGCGUCUAGAUGGUGGAUGGAGGGUUGGCUUCAUCAUGAAGCAUGUGGAUAUCCAGGUUUUCCAUCACCGUGUCUUGCAAAGGCUGUCCAUUCCGGCACUUUCGUCAAAAAUCACUCAAUCAUAACAUAUGAGUUUAUUUCUGGGUUCCCACCCCAUUCCAUUGAGUUAUAUUUCUAUAUUUGUUGUUGUUGAAAACAGAUCACUUUGAAAUUAUAAGGUAGUAACUCUGAAAAUCAUAUUUUCCCCAUUCCUUAGGCAUUAUUUUUAUUGAAGUGUAAUUUACAUACAGUGUUAUUUCAGGUGUACAAUGUAAUGUUUUGCAAUUCUUUUUUUCUCCAGGGGUGAAUACACUAUUUAAUUAAUUAAUUAAUUAAUUAAUUAAUUCACACAUUCAUUUGUCUAUCUAUCUACAUUGAAGCUAGUUAGCAUAUAGUGUAACAUAUGUUCUCAUCCCAACAUGUUUCUUUUGUAAUGCCCCUUACCCAUUUAGCUCAUCCCCCUACCCUUGUUUUUAUAUUAUUUUUGCUUCUCUCUCAUUA